ACAAGAAGCACAUGAUUAUCCGUGUUUACCUGCAGUGUAAUGCCACGACAUUACUACGUAGACUGCUGGUUUGGGCGUUUACGGUUUAAACGGUUACACUACUGAGUGUGAAAGAAGCUACAUAAUCACUUAUUGCACUCACUGGAUGUGUGUCAAGCCACGGAUACAGCACUGCUGUACGCUUUGCAUUGAGCAUCAGACUCGUUGUGCUAGCUAGUGUUAGCUGGUUAGCUGGCUGGCUAACAAGGCAGUUGGAAAUAAGCGGAUUAGUGAGGUCUGUUUAGAAGAAUCCCGGAUGCGUUCCUGAAAUAUUCAGGCUGCCUCGCCAUGGGCGUCAUCGAGGAGACCGAGGUGGAGCAGGUGACCCUGGCCCUGCUGGAUGCAGCCAAUGACAAGGAUCCUGGUGUGCAGGAGCAGGUUCGGAAGUCUAUCCUGACACUGGGAAACCAUCAGCCUGAUAAAGUGCUCUCCAUGUGUCAGGACUACCUGGUUAAACACUCCAAGCUGGUGUCUGGACACAGAGUGGUGGUUCUGCAGACCAUAGAGCUGGUGGUGAAAAGCAAAAUCGAUGACAUCAGUUCCCCUAAAAUAAAGAGCAUCAUAACACUAGCCUCUGAUGAGAUGACCAGAUCCAAGGAAAUCAUCCCUGACUGGCAACAGACAGCCAGUAAUAUUUUGGUUGCAGUAGGGAACAAGUAUAUCAACGACUUCAUGGAGGAGAUCCUAAGCAAGUUCCAGCCGGGGGUUCUUCCUCACUUCUACGUGGUGGAAACUUUAGCCAGUCUCUCAGACUCCAAUGUCUAUGGAAUGGUGCCGUUCCUCAAUGCUAUUCUGGGGACCAUGUUGCCUAUGUUGAGCAUGGCCAAGCAGGACAACAUGAAGUUGGUCUUUUCCUCUGCUCUUUCCCACUUUAGCGAGAGCAUUCUGGAGUACCUGGCCAACUUGGACAAAGCGCCCGACCCCACUGUGCGCAGGGACACCUUCUCUGGCGAAAUCUACACCGCCUACGACGUCCUCUUCAGCAGCUGGCUGCAGAGCAGAGAUCCCAAGUUGCGUCUGACUGUAGCUGAAGCUCUGGGGGCGAUGAGUCACCUGAUUGCUCAGGAUAAACUGGAGGAGCAGCUUCCCAGGCUCCUGCCUGCUCUCCUCAGCCUGUACAAGAAAAACCCGGAGAACUACAUCAUCAGCAAGAGCCUUUGUCAGGUCCUGGAUGCCGCCGUGAACAUGGGCAGCAGGGUCCUCGAGACUCAGAUAGACGGCCUUCUCACCGCUCUGCACCAGCAGGUGUGUUCCCCUGUGGACUAUGACAAACCCCCAACUGUAAAAAAUCACAAUGAAGUACUUAGGUGCUUCACCAUCAUUGCCAACGCGUUCCCAGACCGCCUAAUGGUCUUUGUCCUGCAGAGGCUGGAGAACAGUAAUGAGAGAAGCAGAAUAGGAUCCCUGACUGUCCUCAGACACCUCAUCAACUCAACAAGUUCUAUAAUGGAAACCAAGAAGCUUCUUGUUCUUGCCAGUAUCAAACAACCUCUUGCAGACCACAGCAAUAAGGUGAAGCAGAGGGUGGUGCAGGUGAUCAGUGCCAUGGCUCACCACGGCUAUCUGGAGCUGGAAGGCGGCGAGGUGCUCGUGCGCUUCAUCAUCCAGCACUGCUCCCUGCCUGACAGCCAGCACCGGGGCCAGCGUCCUGCGGACCCAGAGGAGGUGACCAACGAGGCACUGAGGAGCAUGUGUGACAACACCCUCCACCUCUUCGCUACCACCGUGGGCCGUCUCACCGACGUGCUGUGGCCCAUGCUCCUGGGCUUUCUGACCCCGGCGCAGUACUCCAACGCCACCGCUCCGCUCUGCAAGAGCCUCAUCCUGCUGGCCAGCAAAAAGCGGGCCGCCCAGGAGCCCGGUUUCAUCAUCGACCUGAGCAUGCCAGGUUCCAGUCUUCCCUCACAGUAUACACUUAUGAUAAGGCUCUUGGUGAACGCCUGCUUCCCGUUCCGGUGUCGAGGCCAUGGUGCCCCGUCUCUGAGUCUUCUGAAUGCCAUCAGUCCCAGCAUCCACCCUAAAGUGCAGGCCCUGUGGGAGACAGAGGUCCCUCAUCUCCUCACCUGUCUGGAAGAAUUCACACCAGAAACCUUGGAUAAAAGGAAAUGGGAAGAAGGCCUCUUUCAGUUCCUGUCUAAAACUUUGGCAACCAUCAACGAUAGCCAGUGGUGUGGACAACUGGCAGUCGAGGCGACCCGGUACCUCCCUACCUACGGCAGCUGUCUGGAGGAGAAGAGCUUCCUGUAUAAGUGCAUUGGUGUGACACUCCAGCAGUGCACCAAUAAGGAACUCGUGAGAAAACAGCUGCAGGAGAUCCUGAUCAGCGCUCGCCAUAACGACGCCACUGAGAGAGCGGGAGUAGCUAUGGGUGUCGGGCUGUGUGCCAGGAGUCAUCUGGAUGACACUCUGGCCAAGCUGGAGGAGUUUGGGAAAUCCGAUGCGUUCAAGAAGGCCUCGGGGAUCUUCGGCCUCCUCAAAGAUAAGAACGACGUGGAUGUGGAGAAGAUGAAGAGCACAAUGAUCCUGUGCUACGGCCACGUGGCGCUGCACGCCCCCGAAGAGCAGCUGCUGCUCCGCCUCGACACCCACAUCCUUCGUAGCAUCAACAAGCACUUCAACACCAAGGUUCUGGGAAUUAAAGUAGAGACCAAGGACUUGACCAUGAAGCUGAGUCUAAUUCAAAGCGUUGGUCUUAUCGCUAAAGCCAUUCGUGGUUGUGUUUGCAAACAAGGCUACCUGUUCAGCCGUAAACAGGAGCUCGUGGGUAUAAUGAUGGAUUUCAUGAAGGCGGAGCCUGCCGAAGCGGUCCGCUCUCCUGUGCGCCACCUCGUUAUGACUACAUGUGCCAACCUCGUUAAUCUGGACCCACCACUGAUGGAAAAUGAACAGUUUGACAUGUUGAAAACGUCUAUAAAUGGGAUGUAUGUCCUUCCAGCGUUAGAAAUGGCGAAAAAAGCCAAAGAUGAUGAUGGUCUGGACCCACUGCAAAGAGAGGCCUUAUAUGCAGAUACUUUCUGGGCCCUUCAUGAGCUGCUGCGAAGCGUGCUGGCCAGAGACUUGAGUCCUGAUGGCCUUCACGCCAUCUUCACGCAUAUCGAGAGCUGGCUGAGCUCCAGGCAGGACCACGAGCGCGAGAGAGCGAUGAGGACCGUGGCUGAGCUGCUGCAGUUCUACCUGGGCAGCCUCAACGUCAAGAACUUGGUGACAUUCCAUAACCUCGGGGCACUGUUGGGUCGCCUGGCUCCACGCUGCACGGACCCCAGCCCCGCUGUGCGCACGGCCGCCGUGGACUGCAUCUACACACUCUUGCAUAUUCAGCUGCGCUACGAAGGUUUCGCCUCGGAUUACAGAGACGACUCGGUCGAGACUUUGUUAACAAUGCGUGAGAAACUGAGCGACCCUGACCCGUCGGUCCUCUACAAAACCUGCUCUGACCUCACUAAGAUCAUCAGUAAGCGUCUGCCACACCAGCAGUUGAACACCCUCAUCUUCAUGCUGUUUGAAGGGCUGGUGGACUCCCAGUCCAACUGCUCCAGAGCGUCUAGUGUCAUCCUCAACACGCUGCUCAGAAACCGAGGCGCUGGCCUGCAGGACCUGGUGCCAGAGAUGUUGGAGGCGUUGCACGUUCGUCUACAGGUUAUCAGUGAGGAGCAGGUGAAGGUGGCAGUUGCUCAGUCCAUCCUCAUCCUGGCCUCCCAGCACCUGCAGACUGUCAUCAACACCCUCCUCUCCCACCCGCUCCCAUGGGACAGCUGGAGCUGUGAGAUGUGGAUAGCUUUGGGGGCAGACAGUGCCGUUGCUCGUCAGAUCAUGGAGAUGAUCAUGGAGAAGUUGAAUAUCAUGGUGCCAUUUGAAGAUAAGAAACAGUCCAUGCUGAGGCCAGGCAUGACCAAGGUGGCCACCAGCCAGCCUCUAGCGAUGACGUGUGCUCUGCGGGAGCUGAUGCUGAACGGGCAGGCCGAGGAGGCGACGGUGACGCUCUUCCCGCGCCUCUUCAGCGCCUUGCUCGUGCGAGUGGGCUCCAGCGUGGCCGUGCAGCUCCCAAAAGACAUCAGCAGCAACGGCAUCGGAAACGAGCGCAGAGCCUCCGGCAAAGCCGUCCCCGCCAACUUCGAUGUCUGUGGCGUGGCGGUUGAGGCCCUGCGCAUCCUGCUGGCUCGAGCUCACCUGGACGCGGUAGUGAAGGCACUGGACGAGGACGCAGCAUGGGACAAGAUGAAGGGGUCACAGCAGCACACCGCAGGGGUCACCAGGCUCUCCAGAGCUAUGGCGAAGCAUGCAGGUCCUCGUCUUCCAGCUAUACUGGAAAGCCUGUGCCCCUCGUUCAACAAUAUCUAUGAGUGCCAGAGAAUAACAGUCACAGCUUUCUGCUCCGAGCUGCUGAAUCACCACGUGGUUACGGAGCUGAUGAUGAUCGACAUGUUGAUGAACAGUAUGAUGGAGAGGAUUUCGGACCCCUGCUCCACUGUCCGCAUGUUGGCCGUCAGAGGCCUGGGGAAUGUUGCCGUAGGCUCACCGGAAAAGGUGAACAAGUACGCCAAAGAGCUGCUGGCGGCCAUGAGCUCAGGCAUGGAGGAGAAGGACGAUCCGGGCAAGCUCAUCACCCUGGAGGCCAUGUCCGGCCUGUCCAAGGUGCUGCUCUACCUGGACCAGCAGAACAUGCACCUGCUGGUCGUCUACAUCUUCAUGAAGAUCAAACCCUUCUUGGAGAACGAGAACGAUAAGCUCCGCUGUGCAUCCAUCAUGCUCCUGGGGAACCUGUCCAGGUUCGGGUCAGGGGAGGCCGUCUUCAAAGACCAGAUCCACAACGUGUUGGUCAGUCUGCUUAUGCACCUCAACGACCCCAACGCGCAAGUCGUCAAGGCUUGUAAGUAUACCAUGCGCGUGUGCGCUCCAGUUGUGGGGUCCGAACAGAUCACUGCCAUGUUUCACAACCACCUGCAUGAGGAGAAGGGUCUGCACUAUGGCGAGUUCAUCAAUGACCUCAUCAAAUACAUAAUCCAAGACUUCCCUGGCAUGCUCAACUUCUACCACGUCACGGUCGUCCAGUUCUUCAAAAGCAAUUGGUCCGAGAUCCGUGCCAGUGCUGCUAUGUUCAUAGGGUUUCUGGUAGGAAACCUGCCUGAGGAGUACUUCUCCCAUAUGAACAUGGCAACAGUGACUAAGGGCCUCGUGAUGCUGCUACAGGAUCCAGAGCCGCUGGUACGGGCGAAGGCUGCGGAGGCCAUGGGCCAGUUCCACUGAGCAGCGUUCGGCAGUGGGUGUCGGCUUUGGAGAUGGGUGAAAGCCUUGAUCGUGGUCUACCUGAGUGAGCCUCUUUAGUGACCAAAGACUGUGCACUUGUUCUUUAAUAAGAAAAGACAACAAGCUCUGUAAUGACAGUUCAGAACACUGGAGCUUUUUGGGAGGUGUUUGUAAUUUUCUAUGUAAUCCCUGUUCAUGUUGAGUAGUUUGUAGUACGUAAUGGACAGUAUAGAUUGUAACGGUACCAGAAACCCUUUAAAUCAUAGACUCAUAGCGAUUCGAUUUCCAAGAAUCACACUUUGUUUUGGGGACUUUAUUUCAGUCCUUUGUGGAUCAUUGUGUAUAAGCGGAUUGGACUCUGGACUCAGCAGAAUUCAGCCACAGACCAUCACGGCAAGGUCUCAUCACCUGCUCAGCAGGCCUAAUAGAUUUUCUAGACAAAGGUUUCAUAGCCAUUUGGUACUAGUUACUUUAGAAGGCGUCACGCUUUCACUGGGACGUAGCAGUAAGUAGAGAGCAGGUGCAGCAGACGCGUCCCUGUAGGAGGAGUGGAGCAGCACUCACUGGGGUUUUGUAGCAUGACGUCAUUGAGGUGACCAACCGUGACCUACUGAGGGGUCUGUCUGUCUGUCUGUGUGUGUGUGUGUGUGUGUGUGUGUGUGUGUGUGUGUGUGUGUGUGUGUGUGUGUGUGUGUGUGGUCCUGGGUGAAACCUAUGGACAUGGUUGCGUUUGGCAUAAGAAUGCCACAGCGGUGCCUACUUCCUAGAUUUGUGCAAGGUAAACUGUUGUAAACAGGCAGCAAAGAUGUUUUGUACUCAUUUGUAAUGCACUUGUGAGCCUUGUUCCACACUGUUAGGACUUUGUGAACCACACGGUGGAGUAAGGUCAGGUGUGCAUGGGGACGUAGAGGAGCUUUAAAAUCAAUCUGGCUUAACCACACUCACUAGGCAUCUCUGGGUCACGGUGGAUCUGUUCAGUUCUUUGACACAAAAAGCAGCAUAGACAGGUGAAACUGAUCCUAGGUCAUAUUAAACAAUACAAUCCAUAAUGCAAUCCUUAAUAAGCCUGUGUUGCAAUCCACUGCGGUGUGCAGUACACUAUGUGAUCAGUUCAGUACCCUAAUUCUGAUCAUGAUUCUUUUUUUGUGGGGCCGGGGAUAUGUUCUUAAUCCAGGCAAGGGUUCAUUAAAACUGAAAAUGUGAGGGGUUAAAGGUGAAGCUAAAGUUGUGUAGUCAGACGAUAACUCCAGCCUCCGUAUUGACGGUGGGCGGGGCUUUUCACACCGGCUUCUGUCUUCUGGAAGGCUCCCAGGAGUCCAGUUUAGUGGGGCUGCUCAUGGCGCUCACGUCUAAUGGACCUGCUUUGGAAAUUCACAUGUUCAUGUCCUUUUUUUUCCCCCUUUUACUGUACUUUUUUUUCUUUUCUUUUGGAGAAACUCUUAUUCUAGGAUGAUCAUAUAAUUAAGCGAGGAAAUUGAGCAUCAGUGGUAAAAAUCCGUUUGAAUUAAGUUCAUUAAAGUUUUUGUGGACAACAUG
Electrophorus electricus (electric eel) is the source of this 6819-nucleotide messenger RNA. RefSeq names its product maestro heat-like repeat family member 1 (gene mroh1). Lineage: Eukaryota; Metazoa; Chordata; Actinopteri; Gymnotiformes; Gymnotidae. The record is from RefSeq and is a predicted model, not a curated record. Gene Ontology annotation, cellular component: cytoplasm.